CUGUUGGAUACCACGUCUGUGCUUGGAGAGCUGGGAUGGAAGACCUAUCCUAUCAAUGGGUGGGACGCCAUUACGGAGAUGGACGAGCAUAACCGUCCCAUCCACACUUUCCAGGUCUGCAAUGUGAUGGAACCGAACCAAAACAACUGGCUCCGCUCCAACUGGAUCCCACGUCAGGCCGCUCAGAAAAUCUACGUGGAACUACGAUUUACACUACGAGACUGCAACUCCAUCCCCUGGGUCUCUGGUACCUGCAAAGAAACAUUCAAUCUCUUCUACCAUGAGACCGAUGAAGUUCACAACAUCAAAUUCAAAUCCACGCAAUACACCAAAAUCGAUACUAUAGCUGCAGACGAGAGCUUCACCCAGAUGGAUUUGGGUGAUCGAAUUUUGAAAUUAAACACCGAGGUGCGUGAGGUGGGGCCUAUGACCAAAAAAGGCUUUUACUUGGCGUUCCAGGACAUAGGAGCGUGCAUCGCUUUGGUUUCAGUGAGGGUCUACUAUAAGAAAUGCCCGUUCACUUUGAGGAACUUGGCGUCAUUCCCGGACACAGUGCCUCGGGGGGACUCUUCUUCGCUGGUGGAGGUGAGAGGGGCGUGCAUAGACCACGCAGAAGAACGGGACACGCCCAAACUGUUCUGUGGAGCGGAUGGUGAUUGGCUGGUGCCGCUGGGGAGAUGCGUCUGCAGCGUUGGACAUGAGGAGAUAGAUGGAGCCUGUGUGGCGUGUCACCCGGGCUUCUUCAAGGCGUUCGCUGGAAACAUAAAGUGCUCCAAGUGUCCUCCUCACAGCUUCAGCUUCAGUGAGGGCUCAGCCGUGUGCCGCUGUGAGACGGGCUUCUACCGCGCAGACAAAGACCCGCCCACUAUGGCCUGCACGCGUCCUCCCUCUCCUCCUCGUAACCUGAUGUUUAACCUGAAUGACUCCUUUUUGUUACUGGAGUGGUCCCCUCCUAGUGACACCGGGGGUCGCCGAGACCUCACCUACAACGUCCAGUGUAAGCGCUGUGGACCGGAGCCGGACCAGUGCCACAUCUGCGAAGAGGAGCUGCGAUUCCUGCCCCGACCACUAGGGCUCACCAACGCCACUGUCACCGUCACCGACUUCUCCGCUCACGCCAACUACACCUUUGAGAUCGAGUCGCUCAACGGAGUGUCCGACUUGAGUUCGUUCCCUCGGCAAGUGGCUUUCAUCACCGUCAGCACAGACCAGGGAGGUCCAUCUGUGGUCGGUGCCAUGAAGAAGGACUGGGCCUCCCCAAACAGCAUCGCCCUCUCCUGGCAGCAGCCGGAACAGACGGCCCUGCCCAUUCUGGAGUACGAGGUCAAAUACUAUGAAAAGGACCAUGAGCAGAUGAGUUACUCCUCCACUCGCACCAGGGCUCCCAGUGUGAUUGUUUCUGGAUUGAAGCCUGCCACAUGGUAUGUCUUCAGUGUACGAACCAGGACAGUGGCCGGGUACAGCUCCUACUCCCCCAAAUACGAGUACGAGACAACGGGAGACUCUUCGGACUUGGCAGCCGACCAGGGGCAGGUGCUGGUCAUCGUCACGGCAGCUGUGGGAGGAUUUACUCUCCUCGUCAUCCUCACUCUGUUUCUGCUCAUCACUGGAAGGUGUCAGUGGUACAUUAAAGCCAAGAUGACCGCAGAGGACAAGAGGAGGGCCAGCUACCAGAAUGGCCUGGUGCCGUUCCCGGGGAUAAAGACCUACGUUGACCCUGACACGUAUGAGGACCCCACACAAGCCGUGCACGAGUUCACCAAGGAGAUCGACCCGUGUCGCAUCCGUAUUGAGAGAGUGAUCGGAGCAGGAGAGUUUGGGGAGGUGUGUAGCGGCAGACUCAGGACCCCGGGGAAGAAGGAGAUUGCCGUUGCCAUAAAGACUCUGAAAGGAGGAUAUGUGGAGCGACAGAGGCGGGACUUUCUGCGAGAAGCGUCAAUCAUGGGACAGUUUGACCACCCCAAUAUCAUCAGACUGGAGGGAGUUGUCACCAAAAGCCGUCCUGUGAUGAUAGUGGUGGAGUACAUGGAGAACGGCUCACUGGACUCUUUUCUAAGGCAACACGAUGGUCACUUCACGGUGAUCCAGCUGGUGGGCAUGCUGCGUGGGAUCGCCUCAGGGAUGAAGUACCUGUCGGACAUGGGCUAUGUGCACAGAGACCUGGCUGCUCGAAACAUUCUGGUCAACAGUAACCUGGUGUGUAAAGUGUCCGACUUCGGCCUGUCCAGAGUCUUAGAGGAUGACCCCGAGGCAGCCUACACCACUACGGGAGGAAAGAUCCCAAUCCGGUGGACAGCUCCAGAGGCAAUUGCAUACAGAAAGUUCUCGUCAGCCAGCGACACGUGGAGCUAUGGCAUUGUCAUGUGGGAAGUGAUGUCAUAUGGGGAGCGGCCAUAUUGGGAGAUGUCUAAUCAGGAUGUGAUUCUGUCCAUUGAAGAGGGCUACAGACUGCCGGCGCCCCUGGGCUGCCCUGUGGCUCUGCACCAGCUCAUGCUGCACUGCUGGCAGAAGGAGAGGAGUCAUCGGCCCAAAUUUGUCGACAUCGUAACAUUUUUGGAUAAACUCAUUCGCAAUCCCAGCAGCCUCCUGCCACUGGUAGAGGAUAUUCAAAGUCUUCCAGAGUCCCCAUGUCCGAGUGAAGAGAUGGACUACCCCAUGUUUAUCUCUGUGGGCGAGUGGCUGGACUCCAUCAAGAUGUCGCAAUACAAAAGUAACUUUAUGGCAGCAGGAUACAACACUCUGGACGCUGUGGCCAGGAUGAGCAUUGAAGAUGUGAGGCGUGUGGGGGUGGAGCUGAUUGGACACCAGCGACGAAUCAUCAGCAGUGCUCAGACUCUACACCUCCAACUGCUGCACGAACACGACAAGGGGUUCCAUGUAUGA
Molecule: messenger RNA, 2883 nt
Organism: Boleophthalmus pectinirostris (great blue-spotted mudskipper)
Lineage: Eukaryota; Metazoa; Chordata; Actinopteri; Gobiiformes; Gobiidae
Product: ephrin type-A receptor 6-like
Exons: 16
Coding region: 79-2883 (934 amino acids)
Biological process (GO): cell surface receptor protein tyrosine kinase signaling pathway; axon guidance; protein phosphorylation
Cellular component (GO): neuron projection; plasma membrane
Molecular function (GO): transmembrane-ephrin receptor activity; protein binding; ATP binding
Source: RefSeq, a predicted model, not a curated record